GCUAAGGUAUUUCACUCCAUUGUUCGGAUUGUUACAUUACAGUGGAUCUGGAGAAAGCAAGCAAGAGAUAUGGCACCCCAAGAAAUCGUUCAAAAAUAAGGCCAACAGGAAAACCAGCAGUAAGUCAUCCACUACUGAACGGCGAGUCCCCGCCAUGCCCGACUGCAAGUUCCCCGAAGAUGUGAUGCUGUGCAUCCUCACUCGCCUUCCCGCCAAGUCCAUCUGCCGCUUCAGGUGCGUGUGCAAGCCCUGGCUUGCCCUCUUCGCCACCCCCCGCUUCGUCUCCCUGCACCUCAGCGCCGCCGCCGCCUCAAACCCCUCCCUCGUCAUCCACAGCAUCACCGACGACGAUGACCACGUCAUCUCCUUCUUCGGCGUCAAUGCCGCUGCCAGAGAAGCCGUGAAGGUCACCCACCCGUUCCCGGAAUUCUUCUACCACUACCAGAUGGAUCUGGUGGGCUCCUGGAACGGGCUCGUUUCCAUGGCUUUCCCGCCCCUGGGCCAGAUGAUUGUCCUCUGGAACCCUGCAACUAGGCAGUGGAAAGCCAUCCGCCUCCCGAAGGACGACGGCGGAAGCCCUAUUUUGGUGUCCGUUGGGCUAGGGUUCGAUUCCGCCACCGCCGAUUUCAAAGUGGUGAGAAUCGUAAACCUCCGCCCCAAAGGUCUCGCACCGGACGCUUGCUUGCAGCUUAUGGCUGACGUGUACUCCGCUGAUCGCGAUUCCUGGACCCGGGUGAAGCUGGGCUUCAAAUUUCACGUCACCAGCACCAGAAAUGACGCGAUCAUCGGCGGGGCGCCGUACUGGAGAGCCUUCGCGAAGGAUCUGAGCGAUCCGAGCGGGUUCGGGGAGGUGUUUGUACGAUAUGAUGUGAAGAAAGGGACGUUCAGCAAGAUCCGGGUGCCCGUGCUGGAUGUGGAUAUCCAUUCCACCACUCUUCUUGUGGAAUGGAGAGGCUCUCUCGCCAUUCUCGCCCACACGCCGAGCAGAAAGGACGACAUGGUGGACGUGGUGAUGCUGGAUGAGAAGCAGGGGAAGUGGGCGAAGAAGUACAGCCUGGGACCUGUUGGAGUUCCGGUUGCUAAGCAGAUUCAGUGCUCUAAUGGUGAGGAGAUAUUGGUGGAAACCGGGGAGGGGAAGCUUUUCUUGUUUGAUGCCAAAACCAAGAAGAUGAAGGAGGUGUACAUUGAAGAUGCUAAGCCGCUCUGUUACCAGGCGUUUAACUACAGCGAGAGCUUGGUUCAUCUCAAGGAUAUGGGGCCUGUGACAAAGGUGGAAGGACAGUUUGACUUCACGCUUGACUCUGAUGAGGAAGAAGAGCUUGUUACAUCUCAAUUGUCUUCGGUUCUCUCUUUUGCAACUUAGCUUCUCCUUUCUCCUUUCCCCUUCAUUGAUGAAGUUAAGUGCCAUGCUCUUAGUUACUUAACACUAGCUUGAGAAGUCUUAUACAGUGAUAUUUUGCCUAAAUGCAUAUCUAGUGGGAUGGUUUAAGACAUUGCUGCCCACAGAUUGGCCACAUGGAUAUAUUUUAUUGGAUAGUUUUGGUAUGCUCAUAAUACUAAUUUCAGAAUUCAUAUUAUUACUUAAAUGCUUAUCUAGUAAUUGGUGCUUUGAGUAUUUUGGCUAUUUGUUUUUUUC
This is a messenger RNA of Cuscuta europaea, 1636 nucleotides long. The record is from the annotation of a GenBank genome assembly. Lineage: Eukaryota; Viridiplantae; Streptophyta; Magnoliopsida; Solanales; Convolvulaceae.